UUCAGUCUCAGCCCAGAGACACACCGCGGCAGGCGGCCAGCACUGGCUCCGCUCCCGCCCAGAGGAUGCGGGGCGCCUAGGAUGCUGCCGCGCCUGCUCAUGCCUCUGGCGGCGCUCCUCAGCCUCUGUCUCCGCGCCCACGCACAAGAACUGCCCAGCCCGCCAUCUGUGUGGUUUGAAGCAGAAUUUUUCCACCAUGUCCUCCACUGGACUCCUAUCUCUAAUCAGUCUGAAAGUACCUACUAUGAAGUGGAACUCCUAAGGUAUGGAAUACUGGUCUGGAAGUCCAUCCCCAACUGUACCCAGCCCCUGAUGCUGUCCUGCGACCUCACCAUGGUGACACUGGACCUGUACGAUGGCAGUGUCUACAAAGCCAAAGUUCGGGCAGUAGAUGGAAUCCAGCACUCUAACUGGACCAUGGUCAAUACACGCUUCACCUUAGAUACAGUGACUCUGAAAGUUGGCAGCGUGAAUCUAAAGGAGCAAAAUGACUCCAUCACUGGAACAAUCCAACUCCCCAGGCCCAAGAUGGCCCCCCCAGGCAAGAUAUAUGAAAACAUCUUUCCAAAGUUCCGCGAGUAUGAGAUUGCAAUUCGAAAGGUGCCAGGACACUAUAUGUCCACAAAGAAAAUAAAAGAUGAAAAUUUCAGUCUCCCAAUUGCUGGAGAGAUGGGAGAGUUCUGUGUCAAGGUGAAGCCAUCCAUCACCUCCCGGCUGAACAAGGGGCUGUGGUCUGCAGAGGCAUGCAUUGUCAUCACCCAGAAAUAUUUCACCGUGACCAACCUCGGCAUCUUCUUUGCCGUCCUGCUGCUUUUCUGCACCCUGGCCAUCCACCUGGGCCUCCUGCUCCACCUGCGCCGGCGACAGAAGCUGCCUGCUGCCCUGGUAUUCAAGAAACCAGGUCCCUUCAGCCCCAUCAGCCAGUUGCCCUGCCCAGAGGUCCCAGACACCCUCCACUCCCUUGAUGAGGAGGCCUUCCCCAAGGUGUCCCCUGAGCUGAGGAACUCAGAACUGCACAGCAGCACGGACAGUGGCUUUGGCAGUGCCAAGCCAUCCCUGCAGACUGAAGAGCCCCAAUUCCUCCUCCCUCCCCUGAGCCCCCAGGCUGGGGUGACUCUGGGGAAGGAGACACCCCCAGAGCUGGAGAAAAACUGCUGCAGCAGCAGCAGCAGCAGCAACAACAGCACAGACAGUGGGAUCUGCUUGCAGGAGCCCAGCCUGUAUCCCGGCAGGAGGCCCAACUGGGAGCAACAUAGGCAGAGCAAGGAAGGCCAGGAUGACAGUGGCAUUGGCCUGGUCCACAACUCAGAUGGGCAUCCUGGGAAUUUACAAGGCAGCUCAGCCUUGGAUCCUAUCAGUCCCCAAGAACCUGAAGGGCCUGGAGAAGAAGGCCAGCAUAUGGUGGCAUUCCAGGGCUACUUGAAGCAGACCAGAUGCACAGAGGGGAAGGCAGUCAAGGUAGACUGCCUGGAGAAAGAAUCUUGCAUGACAGAUGGACCAAGCUCCAAAUGCCAAACAUGCCUGGAUACCAAAGCCAGCUGGCCUCUCCCAGUUUUAGCCGAAGGCUAUUUGAAACAAGAUGCCCCAAGAAUGGCUGAUACACCCACAGGGGCCUCACCUGGACAGUGGGAUCACGCAAAUGAAGAAUGGUCACUUCUGGGCUUGACCAACUGUGCUGGCCUAGGACCAUCUGACUGGAGCUUUGCUCCUCUGGACUGUAUGACAGCCUCAUGCAACCUCCUGGACAGCCUUGACUCAAACCUGGUCACCCUCCCACUGAUGUCUAGCCUGCACUCAAAUGAGUGACACAGAGAGAGGACUGCUUUUGAGUUCAACCAUACCCUGCCUAGAGCAGGAGAGGUACCCAGGGGCAAGAGAUGAAGUCUCAGGCCAGCCUGGCCAGUGGGGGCAGUGCUAGGGCAGAGGAAGCUCUCUGGAUGAACUGGCACAGGGCCUGUAGGUGGCCUUGGCCUACCCCAUGAAUGAGGACCUGGGCAUUGCUAAGAAGAGAACUGGGCGGACUUCCUCCCUUCUCAGCACUGUGACAGAAAGGAGUACUUGCUCAGGGGAACCACAGGGUUUUCUGGAAUUGUGAUGAGGCCACCAGGCUAAAGUCAGCUCACAGCAGGUUAGUCUUAAUCUAACCAUGGGUCAGGGUCUCACUGCAGGGGGCAUUUCCAUGGCAGAGGGAGGAGUGUGAGAGACUAAGCUUGAUCUCUGGGAUGGACAGAGCUGGCCCUCAGCCUGGAAUGGAACAACUCCUAAGCAGACCUCCUGGGCAGGAAGCUGCCAUAAAAUUCCUCUGGUGCUGUGUGUCUGCCUGGUAACUCAGGCAGGCAAGCACUGUUGUGGAGUCACAGGGGGACAAAAGGAACUGAGGCCUGGGAGGGGGCUUCUGGCUCAGAAGUGGCCACUCUGAGGACAUCCAGUGUCCAUCUGCAGAUAGCUCCCUGUCUAGCAAAUAGAAUACUUGCAGUGGCCAAGACACUCACACUCCAUGCCCAGCUGUUGCCAUCAUGUUGCUAGGACCAGCGAUACUAUGGCUAUUUGCACUGGCCAAAAGUGAGCCCUUUGGGUGGUCUCUGGACUUGGCACCAACACGUCAGCCCCAGACAGUCUGGGUGGGGACCUGUAUUUGUUUUUUAAGUCUAGCUCUAGACCACAGGGACUGGGCCUUGGGUUGGGAUCCCUGCUCAGUAUUCAGUCAUGACACCUAGGAUCUAAGACUUCUAGAGGACCUCAUUUCCCCCGUUUCUGAAACAAAGACUCAGUCUCUAGUCCUUCACGUUGAAGACAACCAAGCAGGCCUCUGAGCUGAUGUUUCUAACCCUGUGUGAGCUGGAGCUGGGAUGAAGUGGCUGUGGAACCCACGUCUAUACAGACCAGCCUCUCUCUCUUGUUGAAGGCUGUAGGCCCAGCAGAAGUCUGUAGUGCGGUGGACAAAGGGCUGCCAUACACUGGAACCAACCACAAAGGGGGAGGUGUGAACCCUGCUUCCCCACAGUCAGUUUGCAAUCUAAGGACAAGGAAGAUAGAGGUGACUGGUCUGAGACACACCCCUGAGCCCUCACUUGCAUUCUCGGAGGCAUUCUAAGGAGAAACAUUUGAGCUCAAGGAGUCCAGCCAAGCUCCCUUCACUUUGCCAAGAAACUCUUAGUUGCCAGUCUGACAACUGCUUCUUCUGAAAACCUGGGCUGGAGGGAAUAUUCCUCAGGAUUUCCUUGGGAGGUUUAUUUAUUUAUUUUGUUCACUUAUUUAUUUAAGAGGCAACAGAGUACAGUCAAAGAGUCCUGGGUAUUCAAAAGCCUGAGAGUUCUAGUUCUGACUCUGCUGCUUCUGAUGUUGUGUGACCUUGGGACAGUCACUUUUCAAAGUCAUCUGUUUACUUAUUUGUAAAACUAAAAGACAAUGCCUGACUUGCUAAAUUCUUUCAAUGUGAGGCUCCACUGGGGAGCAGAAGGUGAAUGUGCCUUGAAGACAAAACUUAGUAGUUGAGGGAUGUGGAUUUUUUUUUUUAAUUCCAAUAAAUUUUCAGAAUCACAA
Molecule: messenger RNA, 3543 nt
Organism: Erinaceus europaeus (western European hedgehog)
Lineage: Eukaryota; Metazoa; Chordata; Mammalia; Eulipotyphla; Erinaceidae
Gene: IL10RA
Product: interleukin 10 receptor subunit alpha
Exons: 7
Coding region: 82-1806 (574 amino acids)
Molecular function (GO): protein binding
Source: RefSeq, a predicted model, not a curated record